This is a messenger RNA of Aspergillus versicolor CBS 583.65, 875 nucleotides long. RefSeq lists its product as uncharacterized. Lineage: Eukaryota; Fungi; Ascomycota; Eurotiomycetes; Eurotiales; Aspergillaceae. Gene Ontology annotation, biological process: L-cysteine catabolic process. Gene Ontology annotation, molecular function: ferrous iron binding; cysteine dioxygenase activity. The coding region runs from base 53 to 709 and encodes 218 amino acids. The transcript is spliced from 3 exons. The record is from RefSeq and is a predicted model, not a curated record.
CAAGAACACAUUGCAAUUUCCAUCGAAAUCACACCUCAUCGCUAAAUCCACGAUGUCUAUCCUCUCACGUCCCACAGUGCCGGUGACCGACAAAUUCGGCCACCGCCACGAACACCUCCCGAAGAAAUACUCCCUAGACGACCUCGUCCGCGAUGUCAAGGCCUAUCUCGGCGAUUCAAACGGCAUUUCCUCCUCAGAUGUCGACAAGAACUACCUGAUAUCGCUGGUGAAGAAGUAUGAGGCGAGCGACGGCGGCUGGACACAAUUCUACCACAACGAUCCGCAAAAAAACUACACGCGUAAUGCGAUCGAGAACAUCAACCGCAAAGCCAAUAUUCUCCUGCUUGUAUGGAACCCGCAAAAGGGCUCGCCCAUCCACGACCACGCCAACGCCCACUGCAUCAUGAAAGUGCUGGCAGGAAAUUUGACAGAGACUGUUUAUGCUGCCCCAGAGGAGUCCGGUUCCACACCUCUGCAAAUCAAGUCCGAGACAACGCACUCCCCGAAUGAUGUGACCUACAUCGCCGACGAUAUCGGACUUCACCGCGUGUAUAACCCGCACCCUACCAAGGUGGCUGUUUCGCUACAUUUGUAUACUCCGCCCAAUGCAGCUGACUAUGGGUAUCACAUCUUCGAUGAGGCUACUGGGAAGUCCAGCUAUGUGCCCCAGGCGCGGUCGAUCUUACGUCCGAACGAGGCCUCGGAAUGAUUGCUUUUCAAUAUUUCUCGAAUCAAUGUUUAAUGACUGCAUGACCCAUUCUUCUCGAUUUGGCGGUAUUCUCGGUGUUUGUUUUCUAGCAAGAAUCCGCUGGCGGAGUUACAUAGCUAUGCAAUAAUAUUUACUUCUUCAAUAUGGUUAGCACUCUAUUACCUGC